UUGUUAUGGCGCUUCCGGACUGGACAGUGUGUUUACUUGGUGCUGCUGCCUCGAUCUGCGGAGGCUUUUGCAUCUACCGCCUGUUCAGAAGUCCAGCAAGAGGUCCAUGGAAAAGAGGUGUUUUUGCGGAUUUGAUGGCGCGCACAGAGAAACCGCUGUUCUGGAUAGCGUACUCUCUAUACACACGGACCAAACUUGGCUACAUGUUUUACAAACGCCAGAUGAGAAAAGCAAGGGAAAAGUACCCAACUGGCCACUCUAGAACGGAGCCCACAACAAUUAAUGGUAUCAAGAUCAUUCCAUUACCCAUCCUGUCUGACAACUACUGCUAUGUGAUCAUUGACACAGCAUCAGAUCUUGCCGUGGUGGUGGACCCUGCUGAUCCACGCUCUGUCCAGAGUUGUCUGGAAAAGGAAGGGGUGACAUUACAAGCCAUUCUUUGUACGCACAAACACUGGGACCACAGUGGAGGAAACAGCGUGCUAAAGAGGCACCACAGCUCAUGUAGGGUGUAUGGAAAUGCUCUGGAUAACAUUCCUGGUCUUACACACCCUCUAACAGACAAAGACAUCAUAGACGUUGGGACACGGCUGCAGUUUAGGGCUUUUUACACCCCUGGCCAUACUGUGGGUCACAUGAUUUACCUGCUAGAUGGCAGAAAUUUUGGUGGUCCCAACAGCCUUUUCUCAGGAGACCUGCUUUUUCUCUCAGGAUGUGGGCGAAUGUUUGAAGGCACCGCUUCAACAAUGUUAUCAUCACUGGACACAGUUGGCUCACUGAAUGAUGAUACUCUGCUCUGGCCUGGCCAUGAGUAUGCUGAAGAUAACUUGCUGUUUGCUGCUGAGGUGGAGCCUGGUAAUGUGUCACGGGAACAGAAGUUACAGUGGGUCUUGCAACAACGAGGUCAACGACUGUGCACGAGCCCAUCUACACUGAAAGAAGAGAAGCAAUACAAUCCGUUUUUAAGGAGCCAUACUCUAGAUCUUCACCAAGCUCUGGGCUUGGAGCAGAACCAAGAUGAGGACUGGACUUCAUACAGGGCCCGGGUUUUAGAGGAGCUACGCAGGAGAAAGGACAUUUACAAAGGCCGAUAGGUGACAGGGUCAGUGCUUAGAUUCGGAGGAAGAAACCAAUAAAGACCCACUCUAAUUCCCCCUUUUCUAUUCCUGUACCGAUCCAGGAAGAAUUUGCACACAGAAACCUGUGUGACUGUGAAGUAAAAUGGCAGCAAGAGUAGAGUUUGCACACUGAUACUAAGCUGUAUAAGGGCAUUACUAAGAUACAGUUGGUUGAACAAUGAGGCAAAGAUGACUUUUUUUCCAGAUAUUUUUUCAAAAAUACAUUUUUGAGCUAUUUCUAUUCUGAUUUAGAUUCGUUUCUAUAUUUAAAAAGUUGAAAAUAUAAACAUUACUAGCUCUGCACAGGACAGUAAGGCAUCAAUCUAAACUGGAUUAUAUAACCAGUAGGCACUACUUAAUAUGUAUAUCUACCUAAUUCCAACAUGCAUAGGCCACUUCACCAUUUCAUUAGGUAUAUCUACAAUGUACACAUUUUGUAUGUAUACACCUACUUACUGUAGCCCAUCUGUUAUUACAAGAUUACAAUUACAAUUUGUUGGAUAGCUGUAAAUCCAACAAAAGAGACUACUCCUGACCGCAUUCACUCUAUACAGUCGAUCAUUCUCUAUACAAACAGAUCAUUCCAAUUGUGUUCAGGGUGGUUGAUGUCAGGACUGUGUGCAGGCCACCACAACAAAUUUAUCAGCCUGUGAAAUUAGUGAAUUGUGAAAUCAAACAUGUUCUUGCUUCUUCAAAGUUAUACACUACUUUAACACUUGGCACUGUGCAUGGUGAUAUUAGGCUUGUGAGCAUCUGUUUGGCCAGGGAACCCAUCCCAUGCUCCUGGCAGAGUUUUAGUCCUGAUGUUGCUUCUAGAAGCAACUUUCAUUUGGCCACCCUGUUCGGUUGAAUUUUCCAUGGACUUUCACUUUCUGGUUACUUUGCUGCUCUUGGAGGCUCCCAAAUGUCCAAUACAUUUGAACAGGAGAGAUUUAGCAGAGCAGAAAUGACACUGUCUGACUUCUAUUAAAUGCGUUGUAGGUACCAUGUUUAACGACACUGAGCUCUUCGGUAUUCGUUCUACUUUGCCAGUGAUUAUGGAGAUGUGACAUUGUGCUUGAUUUAAUGCACCUGUUUAUGAAAUGCAAUAAUCAUAAUCGGUGUCCACAUAUUUUUGUCUACAUAUUUGGUUGUACCUACAAUGUGUAUGUAUUGUUCUCUGCAAAGCUAACCUAGUACUAUAGCUACUGUCAUGGUGAUGUUUGUUGAUGAUUUUAGCCUUUAAUUGUUAGCCUUUUGUGGAACAAUGGUACUGGUGAUAAAUGUACUUCUUUCCCUCUUUGAACAAUAAACCGAAAAUCUUUUGA
Silurus meridionalis is the source of this 2425-nucleotide messenger RNA. RefSeq names its product PNKD metallo-beta-lactamase domain containing (gene pnkd). Bases 6 to 1094 code for a protein of 362 amino acids. Gene Ontology annotation, cellular component: mitochondrion. The transcript is spliced from 9 exons. Lineage: Eukaryota; Metazoa; Chordata; Actinopteri; Siluriformes; Siluridae. Gene Ontology annotation, molecular function: hydroxyacylglutathione hydrolase activity. The record is from RefSeq and is a predicted model, not a curated record.